AUGACGAAGCCAAUCAGCGCCUUCGACGAGGCCCUUCGGAGCUCCGCUUCCGAGGUUCCGGCGCUUACCCAAUUCGGCAUGGAGGGUGGCAGCCUGAGGACACCAUCCCGCGGCCCUCUGCCUUUCCCAGCUUUAGCGUCGCCGACUACGACUCCUUUGACCACUUCUCCCUCCGCUAAUCAGAAUAGUAUUACCACUACUCUUAAUACCGCUACGGCUAAUCUUAUUACUACUCCCACUCCCACUCCUGGCCCUGACCCUGGCCCUGACCCUCCUACCAAUCACCUGCCUGAGAGUGAGACCCCACGUGGAUCCGGCACCAUCGACGCGUCUACUUCCUCCCCUUCUUCCAAGGCACCUUUUGUGCCUGGGCACCGUCGUCGCUCUACCCACGUUACUCGUCGUGACCUUGAGAAAUUCCGCAAAGAGGUCCUGGGCGUCGAACCUCCCGAAUUCGACUUCGAUCUCGACAGCUCCGGCAGUGGCGCCCCCAACCCGGCUCAGGAUCCGCAGCUCGAUACUCUCAACCGGGCCUUUGACGACGCCGCCAUGUCCCUGAACAGCAGCGGUGGCAUGACAAGCAGCAGUCCCGGCUCCGGCAUGUUCGCCAGCUACGUCGAUUCCUCCGGUCCUCCCAACAUGGCCAACGUGCCUCGUCAGUCGAUGUCUCCCGCAAUGCCGCAUACCCCUGGACAGGUCAACGGGGGCGGAAUGGCCGGUAUGAACGGUGGAAUACCGAUGAAUGCGGGCCACCAGAUGGAUCUACAUCAACUCUACGACAUGGUGCUGGAGCUAAGUGAGGUGCUGAAGAAUAAUCGCGAGAUGACCAAGAGCAUAGUCACUAGUGCGGACGAGAUUAUGAGACGAUCUUCCUCGGAUGGACCUGGCCCGAAUCUCCACCAGGUGAACGGCGAAAUCACGGCCGCCCGGAUCGCUGAACUUGAGCGCGCCCUUGCCAAAGAAAAGCGUACCGUUGAAAUUCUCAAGAACGAACAAACGGAGAAUACCAAACUCAUUGGGGAUUACGAGGCGGCCGUUGGCACAAUGGUGGAACAGAUUCGAAACUACUGCCAGAACAACAACAUGAACUACCUAGCCCAGAAGCGUCACUACAACAAUCUCCUUCAGGCCGAACGAGAUGCGCAUUUGGAAAGUCGAUUGGAUCGUGAUUAUUGGCACGCACAGACCAUGAAGUGCGCCGAGAUGAUCCGCACGGCCUACCGUCUACGCUGCGAAGAGGAGGAAAUGCCCGUCCGUGUGAUUGCGGGUCUGCAGAAUGAAGUCCGUGCCUAUCGCAAUGCUCUCGGUAUGGAGCCGGAAAGGCCUGAAGAAGAGUUUGGAUGGGAGGUUUUGAAAGAUGUGCCGGCAGGUCUCGAAUGA
Aspergillus melleus is the source of this 1380-nucleotide messenger RNA. RefSeq lists its product as uncharacterized. The record is from RefSeq and is a predicted model, not a curated record. Bases 1 to 1380 code for a protein of 459 amino acids. The transcript has 3 exons. Lineage: Eukaryota; Fungi; Ascomycota; Eurotiomycetes; Eurotiales; Aspergillaceae.